Messenger RNA from Penicillium griseofulvum, 735 nucleotides. RefSeq lists its product as uncharacterized. The coding region runs from base 1 to 735 and encodes 244 amino acids. The transcript has 3 exons. The record is from RefSeq and is a predicted model, not a curated record. Lineage: Eukaryota; Fungi; Ascomycota; Eurotiomycetes; Eurotiales; Aspergillaceae.
AUGGUCUCCACGCGACACCAUCCCCGCGAAUUCCCCUCACCUGAGGCCGUUAAAGCGCUGUCCAAGUCACCUCCAGCUACCACCAGCGCCAGUUCGCGCAAAUGGACUCAUACACCCGCCGCUGCGCUAACAAUCUGGCUGGUCGCUUCAGUUCCCUUGGUCAUAUGGGACACAGGCUAUGUCUUGCUACGGCCACAUAGCAUGCCCGGCGGAAGUCUACACUCUCCAAUCUGGACACCUUAUGCGCUGUACGGAAAGGUCGACUAUAUCUACGGCUGGCCCGCUUUCAAUGCGCACAACGGCUUCACGGCUGCACAGACUAUUAUGAAUAUUUUUGAGACUAUCGGUUACAUCUACUACCUCUGGAUUGUCUACCACUAUGGAUCGACGGUUCGAAAGGGUGGAUCGCAGAAAAUCUCCAAGGGAUUCACCUGGUUGCUGAAGGGAGACAAGGUAGUCGCUGGGCGCAUUGGUGCGAUUGCACUUCUAGUCGCCUAUACCGCUUCUGUCAUGACCCUAAGCAAGACUCUACUUUACUGGCUCAACGAGGUCUUCUCCGGCUUCGAGAACAUCGGUCACAACGAACCGCAUACUCUCUUCUUCUAUUGGAUCCUCCCUAACGGUCUGUGGCUCGUGUUCCCCAGUUACAAUAUCUACAUUCUCGGGGGCGAGAUUCUCAACUCGCUUGAGCUCGCAACACCGCGCCAGAAGGUCGGACGUCCGAAAUCCACCUAG